CAGAAAUGCAUACAAGAUUAAGCAAAUUGAAUAGUUUACAAAGACUCUGUUUACACAGACGUUAUUCGACAGGGAAACAGUCAAUUUAUGACAUUUUUAAUCAAACACGUAAAAAUGGAAGGUUUUCAGUGUCAACAGAGGGUUGGAUAAAAUCAUUUAGAAAACAGAAGAAGUUUACGUUCUUUCAUUUGAAUGAUGGUACUUGCGUCAAAAGUCUACAAGUUGUUGCAGAUUCUCAGCUGUGUGACAGUUGCUUAUCAGCUGGCUGUAGUGUACGUGUGGAAGGAGAUUUGGUCAGAAGUCUAGGUCCAGAUCAAGCAGUAGAAGUGCAAGCUACAAACAUACAGUUAAUUGGAGAAUGUGAUAAUAAGGAAAAUCCACUCAAACCAAAAAGCCCUUAUAGUUUGGAUUUUACAAGACAAUAUCUGCAUUUGCGACCUAGGACAGAGCAUCAUGGUCAGCUACUCAGGUUGAGAAAUACUGCCUCCAUGGCCAUUCAUAAAUACUUCCAGGAUCAAGGAUAUAUCUUCAUCCAUACACCAAUACUUUCUUCCAAUGACUGUGAAGGAGCUGGGGAAACUUUCAGUAUUGAGACAGAUGUAUCAGUAUCGACAGAAGUAUCUUCUGGGCAAGAUGAACAGUCAGAUCAUGAUGGUAAAUUAUUCUUUGGACACCCCACAUACCUUACAGUGUCUGGUCAGCUUCAUUUAGAGACUAUAACUGGUGCAUUUCGAAAGGCUUAUAAUUUUGGACCUACGUUUCGAGCUGAAAAUUCAGUAGGCAGACAUCAUUUAGCUGAAUUUUACAUGAUAGAAGCAGAAAUAGCAUUCACAGAAAACCUAGCAGAUAUAUUGAGGGAGAUGGAAUCUCUAGUAAAGACUACUUGUUGUGAUGUGUUGGAGAAAAAUGCAGAAAUGGUAGACUACUUUUGGAAAUCUUCCACUAAUCCUGAACAAAGCAUAAUAGCUAAGAGCCUUAUUGACAGACACUAUGUAAGGAUGACCUACACAGAAGCUAUCAAAGUUUUGGAAAGAAACAAUGACAAAUUUGUUUAUAAACUGAAGUGGGGCUGUGAUCUGCACAAAGAGCAUGAAAAAUAUCUGGUGAAAUAUUGUAACAACAUUCCAGUGUUUGUAACAGACUUCCCAACAAGUUUAAAACCAUUUUAUGCUAGAAGAAAUAAAGAUGAAGAGACGGUGGCUGCAGUAGAUUUACUGGUACCAGAAGUAGGUGAACUAAUUGGAGGAAGUCUGAGAGAGGAAAGAUAUGAUGUAAUCAAAUCAAGAUUGGAUGAAUUAGGGAUGACAGCAUCUUAUCAGUGGUACCUUGAUUUACGAAGAUAUGGAAGUGUAACACAUGGUGGAUUUGGAAUGGGCUUUGAGAGACUUCUCCAGUGCUUCCUAGGAAUAUCAAAUAUAAAAGAUACUAUACCAUUCCCCCGCUGGCCACACCAUUGUUCAUUGUGAUAUUCUUCCACAAUUGCAUAGUUUUUCCAAAUUCAAUAAAUUACCAGUAAGACUGUAA
Molecule: messenger RNA, 1524 nt
Organism: Mercenaria mercenaria
Lineage: Eukaryota; Metazoa; Mollusca; Bivalvia; Venerida; Veneridae
Product: probable asparagine--tRNA ligase, mitochondrial
Exons: 12
Coding region: 6-1466 (486 amino acids)
Biological process (GO): asparaginyl-tRNA aminoacylation
Cellular component (GO): mitochondrion
Molecular function (GO): nucleic acid binding; ATP binding; asparagine-tRNA ligase activity
Source: RefSeq, a predicted model, not a curated record